AUGGUCAAGCUCACCGAGGUCGAGGACGAGCAUUUCGCCCAGGAGAAGCCCCAACCCAGCAAGCACAACGUCCUGCUCGCCUCCGACGACGAGGACGACGACUUCACCGAUACCGAGUCCGAGAUCUCCGUCGAAUCCGACUAUGACGUCGAGGGCGAGACGCUGUACGAGCGCCUCUCCGCGCUGAAAGACAUUGUGCCCCCCUCCGCCCGCAAGCAGGCCACCAACACCGUCGACUACGUAACCUCGUUCGCGAAAUCCAGCAUCGCGUUCAGCGGCAAGGCGCUGUGGAUCCUGUCGACCAGUGCUUUCCUGCUUGGUGUGCCUUGGGCUCUGGCCUACGCUGAGGAGGAGCAGUAUAUCCAGAUGGAGCGUGAGCAGGGGAUGAUCAAGGGGGCUAACGAGAUGCUCGCACCUGGCGCUCCUUCCACCGAGGAACAGAAAGCCCAGCCUACCCUCUAA
Aspergillus mulundensis is the source of this 462-nucleotide messenger RNA. RefSeq names its product mitochondrial import receptor subunit TOM22. Gene Ontology annotation, cellular component: mitochondrial outer membrane. Bases 1 to 462 code for a protein of 153 amino acids. Gene Ontology annotation, biological process: intracellular protein transport. NCBI's taxonomy places the organism in Eukaryota, Fungi, Ascomycota, Eurotiomycetes, Eurotiales, Aspergillaceae. The transcript has 3 exons. The record is from RefSeq and is a predicted model, not a curated record.